AUGAACUGUCGUGGUCAAUCUUAUGAUAAUGCAAGCAAUAUGUCAGGUAUAUAUUUAGGCCUUCAGACACGUAUCAAAACAAUUAAUCCUUCAGCAGAUUACGUUCAUUGUGCCGCUCAUUCUUUAAAUUUGGUAGGAUCAUGUGCAGUUGAAUCGGAAACAGAAGCAGUCGACUUCUUUUCUACUUUGCAAGAACUAUACAAUUUGUUUACUAUGUCUACACAUCGUUGGGAGAUUUUAGUGCAGCGUACAAAUUUGAGAGUUAAGAGUGUUUCUCAAACUCGUUGGUCUGCUCGACAUGAUGCAUUUUAUGCAUUAGAAAAAGAGUGGUCUGCAAUAAUUGAUGCACUGGAAUUUAUUGCCGAAAGCAGGGAUGAGAAACCGACUACGCGAGUUGGAGCUACAGAAUUCCAGCGGAAAUUACAGAAUUUAGAAACAGCAAUCCUAGUCAUUGUUUGGAAUGUAAUUUUAGAGCGUUUUAAUGCUGCUAGAAAGAAGCUUCAAGAAUCUCAAGCUGAUUUAUCAUCCGUUCAGAUCUAUAACUCUCUGGCUCUAUUUCUUCAAGGCAUGAGACACAGACAAUUUUCUGAUUAUGAAGAAAAAGCCAAAACACUAUCUGGAGUUCACGAUUAUUAUCGUUAUGAUACUCAUCGCAAAAAACCAGAAGAAUUCAGAUAG
Eupeodes corollae is the source of this 678-nucleotide messenger RNA. RefSeq lists its product as uncharacterized. The record is from RefSeq and is a predicted model, not a curated record. The transcript has a single exon. Lineage: Eukaryota; Metazoa; Arthropoda; Insecta; Diptera; Syrphidae. Bases 1 to 678 code for a protein of 225 amino acids.